AUUCGUGGAACUGGGGCUCUUUAGGGCUUUGUUGCAGAUCUUUUUUGAGGAAAGAAAGUCCAGGCAGUAGGUUCCAUGGCCCCCAUCUCCCCUCUCUCCAUACCACAAGACUUCUACAACGAAGAGGAGAAGAGGAAUGAAUCUGAUGAGAUGGUAGGUGGUCUUGAUCUUAGCCUAUCAGACAUUGCUUUCUAUCCAUUUGCAUAUCUGCCCAUGUGGGGGAAUAGCUCCCCCACCUGGUUUGCCACCAAUCCAGAUGGCACCAGGCAUAAUAAGAGGCUGAGGACAUCGGCGAUAUCCGGUGAUGAGUCAAUCGGUAGCAGCGAUGGUCUCUAUAGCGGUGGUGGCAAUAGUGGUGGCGGUGGCUGCAGUAGCAUCAAACAGUUGAAUUGCCUGCCACGGCUCCAGUUCCGGGACCACAUACAGACUUACACUCAGAGGUUCCUGGCAGCUGAGGCCGUGGAAGAGGCCACGUCAUUGAUGGUGAGGCCUGAGGGAGAUGGGACUGACGAUGAAGGUGCGGGCGGCGGGAUGUGGCUAGUGCAAUUGCUCAUUGCCUGCGCUGAGGCCGUUGCCUGUCGGGACAGAUCCCAGGCCUCAGCGCUUCUAUCCGAGCUCCGGGCAAAUGCACUGGUCUUUGGCACUUCAUUCCAGCGCGUUGCUUCGUGCUUUGUCCAGGGCCUCGCAGACCGCUUGGCACUGGUUCAGCCUCUGGGGGCCGUAGGUGUGGUGGCUCCCGCAAUAACAACAGUGGGAGGAGCAUCAGAUAGGAAGGAAGAGGCAUUACGCCUUGUAUAUGAAGUAUGCCCACACAUCCAGUUUGGUCACUAUGUGGCUAAUUCUUUGAUAUUGGAAGCCUUUGAGGGAGAAAGUAUGGUUCAUGUGGUGGACCUGGGCAUGACACUCGGGCUACCACAGGGCCAUCAGUGGCGCAGGCUGAUUUCCAGCCUCGCCAAACGUGCGGGCAACCCGCCUUGUCAGGUCCGCAUAACAGGGGUGGGUCCAUGUGCAGACCGCCUCCAAACCAUUGGCGAUGAACUCGAGCUCUAUGCUCAAGGCCUUGGAAUAAACCUCGAGUUCUCUGCAGUGGAGAGCAAUUUAGAGAAUCUGAACACUGGUAAGUUCAAGCUUAAUAAUGGUGAGGUUCUUGUUGUAAAUAGUAUCCUCCAAUUGCACUGUGUGGUGAAAGAGAGCCGUGGGGCCCUGAAUUCAGUCUUGCAAAUAAUACACGAGCUGUCACCAAAAGUCCUGGUGUUGGUGGAGCAGGAUUCGAGCCACAACGGGCCAUUCUUUCUUGGCCGAUUCAUGGAAGCAUUGCAUUACUACUCUGCCAUCUUCGAUUCACUGGAUGCAAUGCUGCCCAAGUACGACACCCGCCGGGCAAAAAUGGAACAAUUCUACUUCGCGGAGGAGAUCAAGAACAUAGUCAGCUGCGAGGGGCCUGCGAGAGUGGAGCGGCAUGAAAGGGUCGACCAGUGGCGCCGACGAAUGAGCCGGGCUGGAUUCCAGCCCGCGCCCAUUAAGAUGAUUGGUCAGGCCAAGCACUGGUUAGACGAUUUUAAGGUCUGCGAAGGUUACACGAUCGCAGAAGAAAAGGGAUGCUUGGUUCUUGGGUGGAAAUGCAAACCCAUCGUUGCCGCUUCGUGCUGGAAAUGCUAGAACAAAUCCACCCAGUGUGCGGAUUGCUUCUUGGGUUGGUGAAAUUCUCAAAAAAGAUAAAGAAAAGAAGCCAAAAUUCAGUAAUUUAAUUAUCCGCGUUUGAUGGGAGGUUUGGUUAUGAAUAAUGAAAACUAUGCAGUAGGAUACAACUAAAAUAAAUCCAAAUUACUACUAAUUAGUAGUAGGAAAUGGACCAGUGAGAGCUGACACUGAAUGGUGAGAAAUAAGAUGCUUGUUGUUGUUCAUGUGCUCGCGAGAACAGAUGAAAUGAAAAGACAAUAUCAGCUUAGUGUGCA
This is a messenger RNA of Magnolia sinica, 1955 nucleotides long. Its product is annotated as GRAS family protein RAD1-like. Bases 76 to 1659 code for a protein of 527 amino acids. Gene Ontology annotation, biological process: regulation of DNA-templated transcription. Gene Ontology annotation, cellular component: nucleus. Gene Ontology annotation, molecular function: DNA-binding transcription factor activity; sequence-specific DNA binding. The transcript has a single exon. The record is from RefSeq and is a predicted model, not a curated record. Lineage: Eukaryota; Viridiplantae; Streptophyta; Magnoliopsida; Magnoliales; Magnoliaceae.